CUUUGCCCCAUCCAUCCCUCCGUUUCGCCGCUCCGCGAUCCUUCCUGACCUCGGUUUCUCUCGCUCCGAUUCCGGGUAAUAUAGAUUUAUUUGGAAACUGCUACAGCAUUGUUGGUCUGGGCAAUGCUUAGAUACCUUCCAGGUUAGAAGGCAGGGAUGAACAUCUCUGCUCUUCUAACUUCUGCAGGCAUAAAUAUUGGCUUCUGUGCUCUUUUCUUGUCACUGUAUUCAAUCUUGAGGAAACAACCUAGCAAUCUCUAUGUUUAUUUUGGCCGGCGGCUUGAAAAGGAGAACAGUAGGUAUCAGGACCCUUUCACUUUGGAAAGAUUCGUGCCCUCUGCUGGCUGGAUAGUGAAGGCUUGGGAAGUGACAGAAGAUGAAAUCCUAUCAAUUGGUGGUCUGGAUGCAGUGGUUUUCCUUAGAAUAUUUGUUUUCAGUAUACGUAUUUUUUCCAUCACUGCUGUGGUUUGUGUAUUUGGAGUGCUUCCAGUUAAUUAUUUUGGCCAAGAAAUGCAGCACGGGCGCAUCUCUUCAGAAUCAUUAGAUGUAUUUACAAUUGCAAAUGUCAAAGGAGGGUCAAAAUGGCUUUGGGUCCACUGCACUGCGUUAUACAUUAUAACCUGUUCAGCUUGUAGUCUUCUUUAUUCUGAAUACAAGAACAUUUCUCAAAUGAAGCUAGCUCAUGUCACUGGAUCCCCUCCAAAUCCUAGUCAUUUUACUAUUCUUGUUCGUGCUAUACCAAAAUCGACAGAAGAAUAUCUGACCGAUACCAUUAGAAACUUCUUCACAAAUUAUCAUGGAUCAAGUUACUUAUCACAUCAAAUAAUCAGUCGAACUGGGAAAUUUCAGAAAUUUAUGUCCAAUGCAAAGAAGGUCUACAAAAAGUUUGUCCGGAUAAGAGUCACUGCUCUAGACAAUAAAUGCAGACCAAGUCUUUAUAGAUGUGGACUUUGCGGAGUAGUGUCCAAUUCUUUUCAAUUUUACCACAGUGAUUAUAAUGGAAAAAGGACAGAUCUGCAACAUUCAGACACAAGAAAACGAAAGGAAUGCUCAGCUGCCUUUGUUUUUUUCAAGACCCGCUAUGCUGCUGUUGUUGCUUCAAAGGUUCUUCAGACUUCAAAUCCCAUGCAGUGGGUAACUGGCAUUGCUCCAGAACCAUGUGAUGUUUAUUGGCCAAACCUAUGGAUACCAUUUGGGCAGCUUUGGAUUCGCCGACUAGCUACUCUUUUGGCUACCAUCGUUUUCAUGUUUUUGUUUCUUAUCCCGGUAACCUUUGUGCAAGGUCUAACCCAACUAGACCAGUUACAACAGAAGUUCCCUUUUCUGAAUCGUAUACCUAACAAGGCUUUUGUGAUCCAGUUCGUGUCAGGUUACCUGCCUAGUGUCAUUUUACAGGUCUUCCUCUAUUCUGUUCCCCCAAUGAUGAUGAUGUUUUCUACUGUGGAAGGGCCUAUUUCGCGCAGUGGCAGGAAGAGAAGUGCAUGUUGCAAAAUACUGUACUUCACCAUAUGGAAUGUAUUUUUUGUGAAUGUUUUAUCUGGAUCUAUCAUCAGCCAGCUGCAUAUCUUUUCUAGACCAAGAGACAUUCCUGUCCAUCUCGCCAAAGCAGUACCAAGGCAGGCAACCUUUUUUAUUACUUAUGUUCUGACAUUAGGUUGGGCCAGUUUAUCAUCGGAAGUCUUGCAAACCUUUUCCCUAUCAUAUAAUUGGAUGCGGAAAUAUAUAUUCAGAUUGAAGGACGAUCCGAAUGCUGUGCCGUCCUUUCCGUAUCACACUGAAGUCCCAAAAGUGCUGUUGUUCGGCUUAAUUGGUUUUACAUGUUCAAUAUUGGCACCUUUAAUAGUGCCAUUCUUGCUGGUUUACUUCUUUCUUGGUCAUCUCGUGUACCGUAACCAGAUUCUAAAUGUUUACAGCUCAUAUUACGAAUCUGGAGGGCGGAUGUGGCCCAUCGUGCACAACACCACUGUUUUCUCUCUGCUGCUGAUGCAGAUUAUUGCACUUGGAGUAUUUGGAACAAAAGAUGCCCCGGUUGCUUCGGGUUUCACUAUUCCACUUCUGAUCUUCACACUUCUUUUCAGUGAAUACUGCAGGCAUCACUUCAAUCCCAUAUUCAAGAAUUUCUCUGCCCAGGACUUCAUCGAGAUGGAUAGAGAAGAUGAGCAAACUGGUCGAAUGAAGGAUAUUCACAUGCAGCUGCUCACAGCAUACUGCCAGCUCCCCCCACCAACUACUAAUACUGAAGAAACAUAUUAUGAUGAUUCUGAAACUGGUGAUGCUCGUAAUCAGGUCACGAUCUGAACUCUCUC
This is a messenger RNA of Musa acuminata subsp. malaccensis (wild Malaysian banana), 2306 nucleotides long. Its product is annotated as CSC1-like protein RXW8. Gene Ontology annotation, molecular function: calcium-activated cation channel activity. Lineage: Eukaryota; Viridiplantae; Streptophyta; Magnoliopsida; Zingiberales; Musaceae. Gene Ontology annotation, cellular component: plasma membrane. The record is from RefSeq and is a predicted model, not a curated record.